Molecule: messenger RNA, 160 nt
Organism: Amoebophrya sp. A25
Lineage: Eukaryota; Dinophyceae; Syndiniales; Amoebophryaceae
Source: the annotation of a GenBank genome assembly
GGCACACGUUGCUGACUUUACGGCCCAUCAGCGAAACAUGGAGCUUUUCAUACCUAUGUUGUAUGCAACAGUAUUUGUGAUGCUGUGCGUCUUAGUCAUAUCGCUGUCAUCUUCUGAGCAUGCUUCCGGUACUAUCGACUCUACCUCUACGUCGACGACA